Oncorhynchus tshawytscha (Chinook salmon) is the source of this 1333-nucleotide messenger RNA. RefSeq names its product maturin-like. NCBI's taxonomy places the organism in Eukaryota, Metazoa, Chordata, Actinopteri, Salmoniformes, Salmonidae. The transcript is spliced from 3 exons. Gene Ontology annotation, cellular component: cytoplasm. Gene Ontology annotation, biological process: positive regulation of megakaryocyte differentiation; regulation of signaling. The record is from RefSeq and is a predicted model, not a curated record. The coding region runs from base 385 to 786 and encodes 133 amino acids.
AAGGUUCCAGGCCCUGUGCGUAACGUGUGUAGGCUAUGCAGACCCAGAACCGACUGCGUCCCGCUGAUCUCAUCGGUUAACGGACUAAAGAAAGGAUGAGGGCUUGAGAAAACACCGUAUCGUUACCGAAAACCGUGACGGAAGUGUAAUGCAACAGUGAAGAUAUCUUGUCGCUCUCGCCAUGCGGAUGGCGCGUUAGGUGAAACUGUAAGCUAAUGUAUGUCCGGUCAGCUGUUUUUAUUCACCGAGAGACAGCAGCAUCACCGGGACGUGUGCACGAGACCACAGACUAGCCUAUACCGGCGAUCCGUACCCCCACAAACGGGCAGGACUAACGGAGAGGAGGACGCAGAGAGAGAAAAUAAAAGAGUGUGAGAGAGAGAGAUGGAGUUUAAGCAGCUGGUGGAGGUGGCGGAGAAGUGGUGUUCGUCGGUUCCGUUCGAUCUGAUCUUCGCGGAGGAGGAUGAUGAGAGAAGACUGGACUUCUACGCAGAACCGGGAAUCUCUUUCUAUGUCCUUUGUCCGGAUAACAUGACGGGAGGGAUGGAGCAUUUCCAUGUAUGGAGUGAGAGUGAGGACUGCCUGCCAUUCCUCCAGGUAGCUCAGGACUACAUCACUUCCUGUGGAAAGAAAACACUUCUAGAGGUCCUGGACAAAGUGUUCACUUCCUUUAGACCUUUGCUGGGUCUACCGGACAUAGAUGAUGAGACGUUUGAGCAGUACCAUGCAGGCAUGGAGGAGGAACCAGAGGCAGAUCACCAGCAAAUGGGAGUCAGCCAGCAGUGAUGCCCACAGAUGAGGUGUCCAGUAGGGCUACAAUAACUACCCAUUCCCCUGGUCUCAUCACCUGCAACAACACACAGGCCCAACGCCCCUGUAGCGACUAUAAACAGUCAUAAUGUAUACUCACACACACACACAGGACAGCCUGCUUCUCAAAAGCUUUGCUCCCCAGAUUGUGCACUCCCUGCCUCCCUCCCACACACACACACACACACACACACACACAAACACACACACACCCCAGCCAGGCCACCAGGACCUACAGAGAACUGUCAGUGUCAACCAUGUAACACCGUACCGUAACCAUCCACUGUACCACACAAUGUUAACCAGCACAUUGCUGUGUCCUUGUAACAAUGUCAGCAGGGAAAGUAGAGGGAGGAAUAGAACAGAACUGUAAUCCUACGGUAGAAACUGUUCCAUGUAUACUGCUGUGAGGUCGGCCAAAUGCUGCUCUAUCUAUGUGUGUGUGUGUGUGUGUGUGUGUGUGUGUGUGUGUGUGUGUGUGUGUGUGUGUGUGUGUGUGUGUGUGUGUGUGUGUGUGUGUGUG